UGCAGUGGGUGAAGCUGAGCCCCGAGGAGAUCCCCGGGCGCAUCCAGGCCAUCACGGGCAAGCGCGGCCGGCCCCGCAACGCCGAGAAGGCCAAACCCAAGGAGCCCCCGGCCACCAAGCGGGGCCGGGGCCGCCCUCCCAAGGUCAGGAUGGUGGAUUUGCUGAGCAAGACGGACGCGAGGCUGCUGAAGAGGCUGGAAGCACAAGAGGUGCUCAGCGAGGAGGACAAGUUGAAAAUGAGCAAGAUCAAGAAGAAAAUGAGGCGGAAGGCCAAGAACAAGCAGAAGCAGGAGGCCAAAGCCCCCAGGGCCAAGGAGGUCAAGAAGAAAUCCAAGGCCAAGGAGAAGAAGGGGAAGCCAGAGAAGGGCAAGGACAAGGCCCGGCCCAAGGAGAAGAAGGGCAAGGGGGCUCGGAAGGCGGACAAGGGGCUGCUGGCCCAGCGGCGCCUGGAGGAGCGGCAGCGGCAGCAGCUCAUCCUGGAGGAGAUGAAGAAGCCCACGGAGGACAUGUGCCUGGGGGACCACCAGCCCCUUCCAGCCUUCUCCCGCAUCCCGGGGCUCGUCCUGCCCAGCCGCGCCUUCUCCGACUGCCUGACGGUGGUGGAGUUCCUGCAGAGCUACGGGAAGGUGCUGGGGCUGGAGCCUGCUCGGGAUGUGCCCACGCUGGGCGCGCUGCAGGAGGGGCUGCUGGGG
Messenger RNA from Cyanistes caeruleus (blue tit), 692 nucleotides. The record is from RefSeq and is a predicted model, not a curated record. NCBI's taxonomy places the organism in Eukaryota, Metazoa, Chordata, Aves, Passeriformes, Paridae.